AUGCAAUAAUCAUAAACAAUUCUCAACUAUUUGAAUGGUAAUUAUUUACUCACAAGUAGUAUGGAAAAUCAAAUAGUUACCUUAGAAUUUGAUUCAAAAUAUUAUAGUCCUUGCUUUUACUUUUUAAAUUAUUAAUUAUUGAAUCAUCUUAAUAGUACAAGGUAAUAUUUAUAAUACAUAAUAGACCACUUUUGAUAAUUGAUUUAGAAUUCAAUUUUAGAUAACAAUUGAAGAACAUCUAUUCUAGUAUUGAAUUUUAAUAGUUAAAUGGAUUUAAGAAAUAUGUGAAUAAUAUUUAUUUCAUUAACAAAGAAGAUUCUUUAAAUAAUGUCUUAAAAUAAAUUGUUGUAGAUAACAUUAAGACUCUAGAAGUCUUGAUUUCUGGAAUAGAAUUAGCUGAUCAAUCAAUUUUCAAUAUGAUUAAAGAAAUAUUCAAAUAACCUUUAAGAUCUUAAAUUAGUAUAUUAAUCCCUAAAGACUUUAAACAUAGAGAAUUAAAAACUAUUUUAAAUAUAUCAAAUUGUAGAAUGAUAAUUGAAUAAUAGUUGGAGACUGAUGAAAAAUUAUAAAAGAAUGAAAAGGAAUUUAAAAUCUAUAAUUUAUUAGUUACCAUGGUUUUAAAAAAGUCAAAUGGACAUUCCUUUUUAAAAAAUUAUAUAAUUGAUGGUAAAGAAUUGUUGAAAACUAAAUUAAAAAUUAAUAAAAUAAAAAAAGAGAUUAAAAAGGAUGAGUAAUUAGAUGUAACUAAGAAAAUAGGUGCUACAUUCAAUUUAAAUUUGAGUUAGGAAUAAAAAUUAAUGAAAAAUGAAAUUGAUAAUUAAAUAAAUCCUUACAAAGAAAUUAUUACUUAAGAAAAUACUCCAUUAAUUUAUUAAAAUGAAGGAGAUGAAAAAAGAAUAAUUUUAGAUGAUGAAUAAGAAGAUUUUGAAGAAGUAGAAGAAUAUGAAGGAUGA
Molecule: messenger RNA, 953 nt
Organism: Paramecium pentaurelia
Lineage: Eukaryota; Ciliophora; Oligohymenophorea; Peniculida; Parameciidae
Source: the annotation of a GenBank genome assembly